This is a messenger RNA of Nymphaea colorata (pocket water lily), 4383 nucleotides long. Its product is annotated as putative pentatricopeptide repeat-containing protein At3g11460, mitochondrial. Lineage: Eukaryota; Viridiplantae; Streptophyta; Magnoliopsida; Nymphaeales; Nymphaeaceae. Gene Ontology annotation, biological process: RNA modification. Gene Ontology annotation, molecular function: zinc ion binding; RNA binding; protein binding. The transcript has 2 exons. The record is from RefSeq and is a predicted model, not a curated record. Bases 630 to 2477 code for a protein of 615 amino acids.
GGUUUUUUUACAUUAUCUGCUGCAAUCUCUGAAAUAGAUUGCUAACUAUCUGAGUUGGUUAAAAGCUACCGGAUUCCUGUAGCUGCCGGACAUUGCUGGAUGGAUUUUAUAAAAUUCCCGUUGCUAAAAACCGUCACAAUAGAUACAUUAGCGACGGUUUUCGUUAAACCAUUUGUAAAGACGUUCACCAGCGGUUUUUGAGGUUUUUAACGAUGGAUUCUCGAAGAACUCUGUCCUCCACCAUCGGCAUUUGACAGAUUUCAAUCUCAUUUUCCUCUUUGGAUUUUAUUUUUAGAAAUUUUAUUUCAUAGCCAUCACACAAAGGUGAAAAACCAUCGCGCGAAUUUCAUCUCUUGGAUCUUCAUCCGAUUUUAUUUCGUGGAAGUCAAAUUGGGUUUGAGGAGGAAGAGGAAAAAUCCAAUCUCAUUUAUGCUUGGUUUUACGAGAGAGAGGGAUCAGCACAACUCAUUCAAGCUUCUUCCGCGCCGUACUUGCAUGAAAGAUUUGGGGUUUAGGAUAAAAAAAGUUGGAGGUUCAAUUCUUUCGGCAGCAUUGGCGGUCAUUGCUCGAAGAACGAGAGCGAGGCGGUUUAAUGCUCAUGGGCAACUUGGUUGCUCCUCCUCAAGCCUAUGCUGGGGAAGUGUUCUGCCGCGUGGAACUCCCGGCUGAAAUUGUACGCGCAGGAGGGCCGCUUCUUCCAGGCCCUCCAGCUCUACUGUCAAAUGCAGCUUUCUGGUGUCCCACCUGAUGGGUUCACUUUCCCUUUUGCCAUUAAAUCAUGCGCAGCCCUGCAACUGCCGAAAACCGGCGAGCAGCUCCACUCCUGCGUAAUCAGGAUUGGAUGUGGCGCGGAGUUGUUCGUCCGCACUGCACUGAUUGCGAUGUAUGCGAGGUUUUCACGAAUCCGAGAUGCACGCGAAGUUUUUGACGAAAUGCCCCGACGGCAGAAUCUCGUCUCUUGGAACGCUUUGAUUGCGGGGUACAACCUCAACAAGCAACCCUUGGAAGCUCUGGUCUUGUUCCGUCAAAUGCACGUCCUGGGUAUCGAGUUUAAUUCGAUCACAAUGCUGGGUUUGGUCCCUGCUUGUGCUAGGCUUCAGGAUCUGGAAACCGGUAGAUGCCUCCACGGUAUUAAUAUCAAGAACGGGGCUGAUUUGGACGAAUCUGUCGCUAAUUGCUUCAUAACAAUGUACGCGAGAUGCGGUGACAUGCAUGAUGCCCGUCGGCUGUUUGAUGCGUUGCCUGAAAAAAAUAUAAUCACUUGGAAUGCACUGAUUUCCGGAUAUUCACAGAACGGGCAUGCUGAUGAUGUACUCCGCCUGUACCGUGAAAUGGAGAAAGUUGGUGCUGAAGCUGAUGCGGUUAGCCUCGUCUGCAUACUUUCUGCUUGUGCAUCUCUUGGAGCUCAGAGUAUUGGGCGUGGGAUUCAUGAACAUGUCAUCCAGAAAGGUUUCCAGUUCAACGUUUUCCUAAUGAAUGCCUUCAUCAACAUGUAUGCUAGAUGUGGCAAUUUGGAGUUAGCGCUCAAGUUGUUUGAUGAAAUGCCCCAGAAAAAUAUUGUUUCAUGGACUGCAAUAAUCAAUGGUUAUGGUAUGCAUGGUUUAGGAGACAUGGCAGUUGAUCUUUUCGAUAGAAUGAUAGCUAGUGGUAUUCAAGCUGAUUCUAUAGCAUUCGUGAGUGUUUUAUCAGCUUGUAGUCAUGCAGGAUUAGUUGAUAAAGCUUGGGACUAUCUCAAAUGCAUGAAGAAGAACCAUGGAUUAGAGCCUCGGCUGGAACAUUAUGCAUGCAUGGUCGAUGUUCUUGGACGUGCAGGUCAGAUAAACGAGGCUAGGAACUUAAUUGAUGCAAUGCCAAUGAAACCGGACGGUGCAGUCUGGGGAGCAUUGCUUGGUGCUUGCAAAAUCCAUCGCAAUGUUGAGAUUGCAGAGAUUGCUGCUGCAAAUGUUUUCCAGCUUGAACCAACCAAUGUUGGGUACUACGUAUUGCUAUCAAACAUAUAUGCUGGCUUGCGAAAUUAUGAAGGGAUGGCAACAGUUAGAUGCAUGAUGAGAGAGAGGGGGUUGAGAAAACCGCCAGGUUGCAGCUACAUAGAGUUGCAGCAGAGGGUUCACAUAUUCUUGGCAGGCGAUAGGUCUCAUCCCCAGGCUGAAGCAAUAUACAAAAUGCUGGAUAGGUUAGAGGAAUUAUUAAAGGAAGCUGGAUAUGUAGCGGACAUGAGUGAAGCUCUCUAUGAUGACAAAGAUUCAGAGUAUGAGAUGCUGGCAGUUCACAGCGAGAGGCUGGCAAUUGCUUUUGGGCUUAUGAAUUCAGAGCCUGGAACAAGAGUUCUUGUCAUCAAGAAUCUGCGAGUAUGCAUUGAUUGCCACACUGCAAUAAAGUUUAUGUCAAAGGUUGUUGAACGGGAGAUUGUCGUCAGGGACGCCACUCGCUUCCACCAUUUCAGGAAUGGUGACUGCAGUUGCAAGGAUUUCUGGUGAAACGCAAGAGCUUACUAGAUGGUUGAUUUUGGCAAGUUAAUUUUUUUUUUUACAGAAUCUGUUAAACAUGAGGUUUCCCAUAAAGUUGGUUGAAUAAAAUGAUAAUGAGAGUACGGCUGGUAAAAGAAUUUAGCACUGGAAAAGAACUUACUCAAAUAAAUGUUGCCAACGAGGAGGAAUUUCAUUUGUCAGCUGGGCUGUGGUAAAAAGGACCGACUUUUUAUGUAAUUCCAAUGUCAAAGAUCUGUGGACCAUCAUCAAAACGGAAAACGAACGGUUACGUUUCAUGAAUAUCUGUGAGUUUCUUAUUGGCAAAGAAACAUUGAUUUUCUCCGAUUCAACGAAUGGAUAAAUGGAAAUACAUAAGCGUGCCAUGGUGAUUGACAGUUCAAAACUUCAAAUGAUAGCUGGUUUCAGUUGUUGAAUCAAAGCCAAACCAAGAAAUCAAAAGCAUCUCUUGUACGGAAGAGCCUGCUGAAUGGGAUAACAGAAAGAGUUUCACCGAUGCCAAAUAUGCUGUAUCUUUUCACUUUUUCAGAAAGCGGAAUUGACGAUGGCUGUCAAACGGCUGAAUCAAUUUCCUCUGCUUGAAGAAUGCAGUUGCAGCUGAAGAAACCAGUUAUGACGUUGACUACGAACUUCCGCUUUUCAAAAAAACAGUUUCCAACCCUGCAGGCAAGCGCCUAUAUUAGAGUUUCUUGUUGGGAACUUGAAGACCCAUUAAACGGCAUACCUAAUGCAGGUAGAAGCACAUGUUUGCAGUCAAGUGUCAUUUCAAAGGCUGUCGUGUGUACCCAAUGAUUGGUGCAGAUGCCACCCCAUCUCGUCAUGGCUGUGUCCGCAAGAUUCAAGAAUGAGGAGUUGAUGGUCAUCUGAUUCGAAUCUGAGUUCUAUAGAGGGUUGAUCGAUAAUGUAACGUCUACAACGCAUACUGCAUAAAAACUAAGUGCAGGAUAGGGAAGUGCCUGAGCAAGCUCUUGUCAGCAAGUGAUUACAUACAUGAACGUGAAUUAUAGGCAUAAACUGCGGAUGCACAUAGACAUUCUGGACAAAAUGAUUUAUAUGUGUGCAUAGAUGGAACAUGUUUGUGCUUGACUGGACCUUGUACGUGAACAUUGAUGGCGUUCCUUCUCUCUAUAAAGUCAGCUGAUCUGCAGCUCUGAAAACCGAGCUCUCAAACGAAUAUUUGCUGUGAGCAAGUCCUCCACAAGACCGAGUGGGGACGGUGGUUGUGGAAUUCUUGACAAGUACGUAGAACCAACAUGUUUGGACAUAAUGUUGUUAGAUUGUGGUCCAUGCAAGGGUUUGUCAAAUUAAUAAAAAGAAUGCGAGAUUUAUCAUUCAAGACCCAUGAUGCCUUCAUCCGAGAAAAAGUUCAUAAAGCUGAAGAGGCUUCCUCUUUCGAGUUUUUACAUGUCACAGGAAAAUCAACAUGGUCAGGUCUCCCACUUCAAACAUAGUUUCUUCAUUCUUGGAACAAAAAGGGAUUCAUGAAGCACUUCAGGCUUUGAAUUGCCUCAAAAAACUAAGAAGCAGGCGACUUUACUGAAAAAUAGAGUGCAAGUGAUUCCGAAUCUCAGUUUUCCACCAAAUCUACACAAAGUUUGGUGGAGUCAGGUCCUAAAAGAAUGUCUCAUUUACAAACAACGAUGGACGAGAUCAAAAACUUCGGGCUCACUUGAAUCCAGGCCACGUCCACAAAAAAAAAAAAAAGUUUCAGUUUACAACCAUGGAUUCGAGCAGAGAUUUCAGGCCCACUUGGAUCUAAGUAGGAGUAUGUUAGACCCGAAUCAGUUGGAACUUGGCGGAGGGCGGGACCCUAGCUUUCAUGGCACAAGCAUGAUUCAAAUUCCUUCCUUGCUUGUUACUCUUUGCAUAUUCAGUCACUUUAGGUGUUCUACCAUUG